UCCAUCACCUAACCAACCAAACACCCCCCCUAUAAAAACUCUAAGUGGCUUUGUUCUAUCAGCACCACAAACCAAUCUUCUUCAUUAUCACUACUCUUAUUAAAAACAAGAAUAUUCCAAUUUAUUGCACAAAAAAUGGGCGCCCCUCUUCAAUUUCUGGUUUCGACGACAGGAUUCAUGUUCUUGACAUCAUUAAUCAUGGCUUUGUCCCUGUUUCCUCAGCCUGCUCAGGCCAUUACUCGACACUACGAGUUCAAUAUCAAAAUGCAAAAGGUGACUCGAUUGUGCCACACGAAAAGCAUAGUCACGGUAAACGGGAAAUUUCCAGGGCCUCGUGUAGUAGCAAGAGAAGGGGACCGUCUUGUAAUAAAAGUGAAAAACAAUGUAUCAAACAACAUAACAAUACAUUGGCAUGGAAUUAGGCAACUCCGAAGUGGAUGGGCAGAUGGCCCUGCUUAUGUUACACAAUGCCCCAUUCAAACCGGGCAGAGUUAUGUUUACAAUUUCACUGUCGUUGGGCAAAGGGGUACCCUUUGGUGGCAUGCUCAUAUUUCUUGGCUUCGUUCUACUCUUUACGGCCCUCUCAUCAUCCUACCAAAGGCUAACGUCCCUUAUCCUUUCCAGAAACCUUACAAGGAAGUCCCCAUAAUCUUCGGAGAAUGGUUCAAUGCUGAUACAGAAGCAAUAAUCAGCCAAGCGUUACAGACAGGUGGCGGUCCGAAUGUUUCCGAUGCCUAUACCAUCAAUGGUCUUCCAGGCCCCUUGUACAAUUGCUCUGCCAAAGAUACAUUCAAGUUGAGGGUUAAGCCAGGAAAGACUUAUCUCCUCCGAUUGAUCAACGCUGCACUCAACGACGAACUCUUCUUCAGCAUAGCAAACCAUAGCCUGACGGUGGUGGACGCUGAUGCUGUUUACGUAAAACCCUUUGAAACGGACACGAUUCUACUCACACCUGGACAGACAUCAAAUGUACUUCUUAAGACAAAACCAAACUAUCCCGGUGCCACUUUUCUAAUGACAGCAAGACCAUAUGUAACAGGACAAGGCACUUUCGACAACUCCACAGUUGCUGCCAUUCUCGAAUACGAAUCCCCGUUUCUUCACUCCGUUGCCUCAAUGAAGAAGCUCCCACUCUACAGAUCAAUACUACCACCACUAAACGACACUUCUUUCGUCACAAAAUUUGCGAAAAAGCUGAGAAGUUUAGACAGCAGAGAAUACCCAGCAAAUGUACCGCAGAAAGUGGACAAACAAUUCUUGUUCACAGUAGGGUUAGGAACAAGCCCAUGUGGACAAAACAACACGUGUCAAGGUCCGAACGGAUCAAGAUUUGCAGCUUCUGUAAGUAAUAUAUCAUUCGUACAGUCAACAACUGCUCUUCUGCAGGCGCAUUAUACGGGCCAAUCGAGCGGGGUAUACAGCCCGGAUUUCCCGUUCAGCCCGAAGAAUUGGUUUAACUACACAGGAAAUCCACCGAACAACACAAUUGUUGCAAAUGGAACGAAGCUUAUGGUGCUGCCGUAUAACAGUAGCGUGGAGUUGGUGAUGCAGGAUACGAGUAUUCUUGGUGCUGAGAGCCAUCCACUUCAUCUACAUGGAUUCAAUUUCUUUGUUGUUGGACUAGGGUUUGGGAAUUACAACCCGAAUACUGACCCGCAGAAAUUCAAUCUUGUUGACCCGGUUGAGAGGAACACUGUUGGAGUGCCAUCGGGUGGAUGGGUCGCCAUUCGAUUUUUGGCGGAUAAUCCAGGAGUGUGGUUCAUGCACUGCCACCUGGAGGUACACACGAGCUGGGGAUUGAAGAUGGCAUGGCUUGUAUUGGAUGGCAAUCUUCCCAAUCAAAAGCUUCUUCCUCCACCUUCUGAUCUUCCCAAAUGCUGAUUUUAUUCUUUUCUUAUUAAUUUUCUUAUUAUUAAAUUUAUUUUUUUAUUUUUGGUUUGCUUGGUUUUCUUCUGUCCUAACAUAUAUAUAUAUAUGUACUCAUGUAUGUAUACCUGAGCUGACUGGAUUCUCCCAGUUUUGCAGCAUUAUCUAACUUGAUUGUUUCUUUUGUAAUACUAUGUGUUGAAUGAUUUCAAUAAACUGAUGAAUGGCUUGGAUUUGUU
Erythranthe guttata (spotted monkey flower) is the source of this 2105-nucleotide messenger RNA. Its product is annotated as laccase-17. The record is from RefSeq and is a predicted model, not a curated record. Gene Ontology annotation, cellular component: apoplast. Lineage: Eukaryota; Viridiplantae; Streptophyta; Magnoliopsida; Lamiales; Phrymaceae. Gene Ontology annotation, biological process: lignin catabolic process. Gene Ontology annotation, molecular function: copper ion binding; hydroquinone:oxygen oxidoreductase activity.